CACAGGCUGGCAUUUUCUCCCUCCACGACUGGUGUAAAUUAAUACAGGCCGUCUCGCCACUUCGAGAGAGGAAACCAAACAGUUCCACGGGGGCUAACGUUAGCUAUGUCGUCUGGUGGAGAUAUAUUCGAGACUUACGUACACUCGAAGCCCACGGUAUGCUUUGUUUGUUGUCGUUGGGCUUCGCGGAGGACUCGAGUUAGCACUGAGCUAGCCACAUCUUACGGACAGCUAAUGAGAAGCUAAGUGUCCGCUGGGCUCGGUCCGCGAUUGGUGCAUUCAAUUUCCGGUGGGCGGGACUAAAUGAGACACUUUUAACUUUUCUAUUUGUAUUCGUUUGGCAACAACACGCUGGAAAAGACAAGAUAUUAGACCAAGAGAUGAUGAUGUCGCUGGACAAGUCCAAAAAGGUCUCCAUCGGGCCUCGGCCCCGCCCCCCGACGAACGGCAGCGGCCAGAGCGCCCUGGCGGCGCCCGCUCAGCGCAUCCCCAGGAAGCGCUACUCGGUGGGUGUCGCCUUCAAGGGGCCGACCAAGCGCCGUCGGCGCGUCCAUAGUGACAGUCAAGUGGAGUCCCUGCUGCCCAGUCACUUCCUGAUGGGCGGGAACAUCUUCGACCCGCUCAACCUGAACUCGUUGUUGGACGAAGACGUCAACAGGGCGACUAAUCAGACGACUCCGAAGUGUUCGCCCCUGCCGUCCCGCAGCAGGGACCCCGUAGACAUCCUGGUUCCCCGAGACAUCACGGACCCUUUGAACCUGAAGGGUGAGGGAAGGCCUGGCGGCGAGGCGGCGGCCGUCCUGCUGUCCCCCCUCAAGUCCAGGAGGAGACACCGGAACCAUCAUGGCGGCGACAAGCAGGCGGUGGCCCGGCCCAUCUUUCGCUCCACAGAUGGACUGACUGUUCCAGUGUUGUCCAGAGAGGGCAGUGCGGCGGUGUCCCCUCUUCCUUGCGAGCUCAACACGGCCAUCACCUGUCGAGAGGACGUCGCCCCGCCCCCGAUCCUUCCCAGGAGACACUCGCACCCUCUGCCGGGCGGCACGCGCAAGUCCAAUGACCGGCGCCAGAGGACUCGACGGCGCACCACUUCUGCAGUGUCGACGCGCGUCGUCGCCGACACGGCGGAAGCGGCCCGGUUCCGCACACCGCUGGCGGGAGGGGCGGGACUCGACAAGUGCACCCGUAAGCCCCCGGAGAAGAAGGACAAACACCGCUACCAGUACGGCAACUAUUGCCGCUACUAUGGCUACCACGGUUUCUAUGGCAACGGUUGGGAGGGGCGCAUCGGGCCUGCAGAGGACGCGCGGCUCCGCUUGCUGCAAGCCGAUUGGUUCCGAGACAAGAAGGCGCUGGACGUGGGCUGCGGCGCCGGUCACCUGACGCUGACCGUGGCCCGCACCUUCAACCCCGCGCACAUCCUGGGGGUGGAGAUGGACGGGCGACUGGUGCGUGCCGCCAGGCAGAACAUCAGGCACUUCCUGUCACAUGACCUGGUGGAAGAGGAGAGGAAGAGGAGGAGCGCCUCUCCAAGUCUAGAGGGAGCCAAAAAUGAGGAGGAGAAGCAAGAGGAGCUGAAGGAGGACAAAGCCGUGCGCCUCCUGGCCUUCCCGCUGUCGCUGAGGGUGAGUCGCGGUCCUCUGGCCGCGCCCCCUCUCCUCCCGGCCACGCCGCCGCCCUCGUGCAGGUUUCCCGACAACAUCUCCUUCAUCCAGGGCGACUACGUGUCAGAGCAGGAGGCGUGGCCUGGGCGGGGUCAGUAUGAUGUCAUCAUGUGUUUGGGCGUGACCAAGUGGGUGCAGCUGCAGGCCGGCGAUGAGGGCGUGGCCCGACUCUUCAGACGAGCCUAUCAGAGCCUGUCGCCGGGCGGAUUUUUCAUCCUCGAGCCUCAGCCGUGGCGACGCUACGGCCGCAGCAAAAAAGCCUCGGCGACCACAUACCAUCACUACAGGAGUUUGCAAGUGAGACCAGAGCACUUCACCUCCUACUUGAUGGACAAUGUCGGCUUCAGCUCCUACAGACUCCUCACACACGCUGGUGAGAAACAGCCCAUCUACCUGUUCCACAAGAAGUGAGCCUCCAUGGCGUCGUGAGCUCGUGAUUGGACAGCACCGGCUCCUGUCGUGU
Molecule: messenger RNA, 2124 nt
Organism: Phycodurus eques (leafy seadragon)
Lineage: Eukaryota; Metazoa; Chordata; Actinopteri; Syngnathiformes; Syngnathidae
Product: 7SK snRNA methylphosphate capping enzyme-like
Exons: 8
Coding region: 381-2072 (563 amino acids)
Biological process (GO): snRNA modification
Molecular function (GO): snRNA binding; O-methyltransferase activity; RNA methyltransferase activity
Source: RefSeq, a predicted model, not a curated record